GUCUAAGUUAAUUGCUACAAUCUCCAGCCAUGGCUAACCCAAUUAGCUUCUUCUUCUUGUCUGUGCUGUUCAUCCUUUUUCAUUCCUCACAUCUGAUCUCCAUAGUAGCACAAAAAUCAAACAUGUACAUCGUUCAUAUGGACUUGUCUGUCAUGCCCAAAGCCUUCUCCAGCCACCACAGUUGGUACAGAGCAACCCUUUCUUCAGUAUCUGACAGUUCUAGUACUAGUACUAGUUCUACCUCUAACCUUAUCUAUACUUACACCAAUGCCAUCCAUGGCUUUACUGCAAUUCUCUCUCCUUCUGAGCUUGAAUCACUCAAAGAGUCACCAGGUUACCUUUCAUCAGUACUAGACAUGCCCAUCACCAUUGAUACAACCCAUACAUUUGAAUUCCUUGGCCUCAAUUCAGACUCAGGUGCAUGGCCUGUUUCAAAUUAUGGCAAAGAUGUCAUAAUUGGACUAGUUGACACCGGAAUUUGGCCGGAGAGCGAGAGCUUCAUAGAUGAAGGGAUGUCUGAUGUUCCAUCUAGAUGGAAAGGAGAAUGUGUUGAAGGCACCAAGUUCAAUUCUUCAAUGUGCAACAAGAAGCUUGUUGGAGCAAGGUACUUCAACAAAGGUCUAGUUAGUCACAACCCAAAUGUGACAAUUGCCAUGAAUUCGACCCGAGACACCGAUGGCCAUGGGACCCACACAUCUUCAACAGCGGCUGGCAACUAUGUGGCUGGUGCUUCCUACUUUGGCUAUGCCAGUGGGACGGCACGAGGGAUGGCGCCGAGGGCACAUGUGGCCAUGUACAAGGCUCUUUGGGAUGAAGGUGCCUACACAUCUGAUAUCAUUGCUGCAAUAGACCAAGCAAUUUUAGAUGGGGUGGACAUUAUGUCUCUGUCUUUGGGCAUGGAUGGGACUCCUUUGUAUGAAGAUGCAAUUGCCAUUGCCUCUUUUGCAGCAAUGGAGAAAGGCAUUUUGGUGUCAUCUUCAGCUGGAAAUCAGGGGCCUUAUAUAGGGACCCUACACAAUGGAACACCAUGGAUCAUGACUGUAGCUGCUGGAACUAUAGACCGCGAAUUUAAAGGUAUCAUAACUCUAGGCAAUGGAGUAGCAGUCACAGCCGCGACACUGUACGGUGGAAAUAUGUCCCUGACCCAAUUGCCCCUUGUGUUCAUGGGAGCCUGCACUAGUGAGAAAGAAUUGAAGAAAGUUAGAGAUAAGAUUGUGGUUUGCCUAGACAAGAACAAUUCUGUAAGUGAUCAAGUCUAUUAUGUUAGGUCUGCAAAAGUAGCUGGAGGGAUCUUCAUAUCCAACACCACUGGCAUGCUAUUCUACAUUGAGAGCACAUCUCCUGUGGCUUUCUUAAGCCCUCAAGAUGGUCAACCUGUCUUAGAUUACAUUAAAAGGAACUCUGAUCCAAGAGCCAAUUUUGAAUUCAGAAAGACUGUUCUUGGUACAAAGCCAGCACCAAGUGUGGCUAGUUACAGUUCUAGAGGGCCAUCACCAAAUUGCCCAAUUGUGUUGAAGCCUGAUGUUAUGGCUCCUGGCUCCCUUGUUUUGGCAUCAUGGGCUGAAGCUAUCCCGGUGUUGGAUGAUGGAUCUGUUCGGCUCUUCAACAACUUCAAUAUAAUCUCUGGCACAUCAAUGUCUUGUCCUCAUGCAGCUGGAGUUGCGGCAUUGUUGAAGGCGGCUCACCCCGAAUGGAGCCCUGCCGCAAUCCGAUCAGCUAUUAUGACUACAGCAGAUUCAUUAGAUAACACUCUCAACCCCAUCACUGAUACCCAAGACAAUAACAAACCAGCAAGUCCUCUAGCAAUGGGAGCAGGCCAAAUUAAUCCGAAUAAGGCGCUCGAGCCAGGACUAAUAUACGACGCAGGCACCGAUGAUUAUGUGAGGCUUCUCUGUGCAUUGAAUUUCACCAUGAAGCAAAUCCAGAUGAUCACAAGGUCCUCUGUUUACAAUUGUUCAGACCCAUCUUUGGAUCUCAACUACCCAUCAUUCAUUGCCUUCUUUAAUUCGAAUGUUUCGUCUUCUGAUACCAAAAUUGUGAAAGAAUUUCAGAGAACAGUGACAAAUGUGGGAGAUGGGAUGUCAACAUAUAAGGCUAAGGUGAUUGGCAUGGAUGGGUUUAAGGUGAAUGUGGUACCAGACAAGUUGGUUUUCAGAAACAAGUAUGAGAAAUUGAGUUACAAGUUGAGGAUAGAAGGACCAAAAAGGAUGAAGGAGGUUGUGGUUCAUGGUUCUCUCAGUUGGGUUGAAGUUAGAGGGAAUCACGUGGUGAGAAGUCCCAUUGUAGCCACCAACCUUAGCUCAGAACCUUUGUCUGGGAACAGUUAAGAAAGAAUGUCUCUUUCUUACUUUGGGAAGGGAAGGGGAAGGAAUGAAUAAGUAGAUUUAGGCAUUUAGCAGAAGAUGA
Molecule: messenger RNA, 2406 nt
Organism: Telopea speciosissima
Lineage: Eukaryota; Viridiplantae; Streptophyta; Magnoliopsida; Proteales; Proteaceae
Product: subtilisin-like protease SBT3
Exons: 1
Coding region: 30-2327 (765 amino acids)
Biological process (GO): proteolysis
Molecular function (GO): serine-type endopeptidase activity
Source: RefSeq, a predicted model, not a curated record